AUAAAAUUCGCCCUUGAGAUAGCAAACGGACUUGAACACUUACAUAAAUUUGAAAUAAUACAUUGUGAUUUGCAUCCUAAAAACAUUCUUGUUGACAAUGGUGUAUUGAAGAUAACUGAUUUAGGAUGUUCAAAGAUUUUUCGUGAAAAUUCGUUAUCCAACUCAAAUCCUUGUGGAAUAAUUGAAUUUAUUGAUCCUCAAUGCUUCAUCAGCUCGCGCAAAAAAUUCAAGAGAAAUUAUAAAUCAGAUAUAUAUAGUUUUAGCAUGAUCAUGUGGUUUAUUUCUACUGGACGCAAGCCUUUUAAAGAUUCUAAUAAAUUUACCCUUGCUCAAAAGAUACUUGAAGGAUUAAGAGAAAAAGAUUUACCUCAAAAAACGCCCCACGAAUACAUUAAUAUCUAUCAAAG
Molecule: messenger RNA, 407 nt
Organism: Acaulospora morrowiae
Lineage: Eukaryota; Fungi; Glomeromycota; Glomeromycetes; Diversisporales; Acaulosporaceae
Source: the annotation of a GenBank genome assembly